Messenger RNA from Anopheles cruzii, 1199 nucleotides. Its product is annotated as solute carrier family 66 member 2. Bases 47 to 1042 code for a protein of 331 amino acids. NCBI's taxonomy places the organism in Eukaryota, Metazoa, Arthropoda, Insecta, Diptera, Culicidae. Gene Ontology annotation, biological process: phospholipid translocation; retrograde transport, endosome to Golgi. The transcript has 6 exons. The record is from RefSeq and is a predicted model, not a curated record. Gene Ontology annotation, cellular component: trans-Golgi network; endosome.
AAAUUACACAAAACCAAGCGCUGCUUCAGCGGCAGCAUCGCGAACGAUGGAUUGGAUUAUCAAUGAUGAGCUCGGGCUCACGGUGGGCCAUCUCGUCGGCUGGACGUCGGCCUCGUUCAUGGUGGUCGGCGGCGUUCUACCCUACAUUCCGCAGUAUCGCCAAAUCAAGCAGACCCAGGAUCCUGAGGGCUUCUCGCUGCACGUUUGUCUCGCCCUGCUGAUUGCCAACACGCUGCGAAUACUGUUCUGGUUUUCCAGUCGCUAUGAGCUUCCGCUGCUGGUGCAGAGUGUCGUGAUGAACAUAACCAUGUUCCUGAUGAUCCACCUGUGCGUGAAGGUCCGCCGCAACAACGCUAUCAUGCGUACGAGGGAGCGCGUCUUUUCAGGAGACGACACGGCGGCCACGGGUGUGGUCGAGGGACACGGCAAGGGUGGAGAGGGAGGCAUCAUAAACAUUCGCCGCUCGUCCAGCACCAAUCUGACCGCCACCGGGAGUGGUAUGCCGGCCACCAGCCACCACAACACCACCACCAGCAUCGGUAUCGGUUCGGCGCUCGUGACGCAACCGCCACCGGCAGUGACCGCAGGUGGCACGGGAGGACCCCUGAAGAAAUCUCGAUCCCGCCACUACAUCUACGACUUUGAUUCGCGCUACUUCUGGCAGUGGACGGACUUCCAGUCCUACGUGGACUUUAUGCUAGUGGUCUGGGCGGUCGGCGCGGCCGUCACGUACCUGCUGCUUUCCGUUACCUGGUUCAUGGAGACAAUCGGCUUUCUGGCCGUCUUUACUGAAGCAAUGCUUGGCCUUCCACAGUUCGCGAGGAACUACAAGAAUAAGUCCACCCAUGGGAUGAGCAUUUGCAUGGUGAUCAUGUGGACCGCUGGUGAUAUGUUUAAGACUGGUUAUUUUAUCUUAAGGCACGCGCCAACGCAAUUCUGGAUCUGCGGCACGCUGCAGGUCAGUCUAGAUCUGGCCAUUUUGUUGCAGGUGUACAUUUACCGUAAAAAUCCAGCGCCCCGUAACACGCAUCGUGGCGAUUAGCAGUUUGCCCCCCAAAAUACGACUAUUCAAGGUACUGUGCUGAACAACAACAAUAACAACAACGGUGGCAGCAACAAGAGCAGCACCCGUUCGCACCGCAAUCACACGCUGACCCGCAAAGCUGUCCAACAAUCGAUCACCAGCAACGGCACCGGCA